Molecule: messenger RNA, 973 nt
Organism: Paramecium primaurelia
Lineage: Eukaryota; Ciliophora; Oligohymenophorea; Peniculida; Parameciidae
Source: the annotation of a GenBank genome assembly
CAGUAUGUUUCUCUCCUGAUGGAAAUACAUUAACUUCUUGUAGUAAUGAUGAGUCUAUCCGUCUAUGGGAUGUCAAAACAGGAUAAUAAAAAGCCAAUUAGAUGGUCAUUAGUAUUAAGUUAACUCAGUUUGUUUCUCUCCUAAUGGAAAUAUAUUAGCUUCAUGUAGUGAUGAUAACUCUAUCCUUAUAUGGGAUGUCAAAACAGGAUAAUAAAAAGCCAAAUUAGAUGGUCAUUCGAAUUGGGUUAGAUCAGUCUGUUUCUCUCCUGAUGGAAAUACAUUAACUUCUGGUGGUGAAGAUAUGUCUAUCCUUCUUUGGAAUGCCGAAACUGGAUAAUAAAAAGCCAAAUUAGAUGGUCAUACUAGUUGUAUUAACUCAGUCAGUUUCUCUCCUGAUGGAAAUACAUUAGCUUCUGGUAGUGAUGAUUAGUCUAUCCGUCUAUGGGAUGUCAAAACAGGAUAAUAAAUUGCCAAGUUAGAUAGUCAUGAUGCUGGUGUUUACUAAGUUUGCUUCUCUCCUGAUGGAAAUACAUUAACUUCUUGUAGUAAUGAUAAGUCUAUCCGUCUAUGGGAUGUCAAAACAGGAUAAUAAAAAGCCAAAUUAGAUGGUCAUACUAGUUUUUUAUCGUAUUAUAAACAUCAUUUACUAAUUAUAAUACUUUCUAAGCAAUAUUGGCACCCAAAAAUAUUGCCACUUUUUGUACUUUAGCACAUGAAUCGCCAUAAGGGUGAGAUAGUGACUAACGUUUAGGAGAUGACCCCUAAGGUGUUGGAUGGGAGGGUUUUUUUUUUUGUUUAGUGUUUGAAUGUAUGUGUAGUUUUAUUUUCCAGGAGAGGUAACUAACUACCUAUAUCUUAAGGUUCAUACUAAGCUUUUGAAAUAUAUAGAAAAUCUUACAUAAAACUACAACUAGAAAUCCAACAAUCCAAUCAUAAUUUUAAGAUUUAAUCCAAUCUUAAAACAUUUAGCUGA